This is a messenger RNA of Mytilinidion resinicola, 3084 nucleotides long. RefSeq lists its product as uncharacterized. The coding region runs from base 1 to 2883 and encodes 960 amino acids. Gene Ontology annotation, molecular function: crossover junction DNA endonuclease activity; 5'-flap endonuclease activity. The record is from RefSeq and is a predicted model, not a curated record. NCBI's taxonomy places the organism in Eukaryota, Fungi, Ascomycota, Dothideomycetes, Mytilinidiales, Mytilinidiaceae. The transcript has 3 exons.
AUGGGCAUCAAGGGCAUAUACAAAGAAAUCGGGCCAGGGGAGCGAAUCGCGCUCUCGAAGCUCGCUGCACAAAAGUUUGAGGAGACAGGGCGGCCGUUGCGCAUUGCUAUCGACAUCUCCAUAUGGCUCUUUCAGAUUCAAUCGAGCAAAGGUGGCACAAACCCAGCUCUGCGAACCUUUUACUACCGUCUAUUACGCCUCAUAUCACAUUGUAUACACCCGAUAUUCGUAUUUGACGGCCCAAAUAAGCCCCCAUUCAAGAGAAAUAAGCACACUGGCCACAAUGUCGCGUCAGUCCCGGAGUUCCUUGCGAAGCAACUGCUCAAGCAGUUUGGCUUUCCCAUGCAUCUUGCGCCGGGAGAGGCCGAGGCGGAGUGUGCGUUACUCCAGCGCGAAGGCAUAGUGGAUGCUGUUCUCAGUGAGGAUGUGGAUACACUCAUGUUUGGGAGUGGCUUGACUUUGCGCAACUGGUCAGCGGAGGCCAAGAGCAGCAAAGUGCCGACCCACGUUAACAUUUACGACGCGGACAAGACCAAAAAUGGAAAGUCUGGGCUUGAUUGUGAGGGAAUGAUACUCGUUGCGCUUAUGAGUGGGGGAGACUAUAUUCCUGAAGGCAUACCGAAUUGUGGCCCAAAGACGGCCUGCGAGGCAGCAAGAGCUGGCUUUGGGAAAGAUCUUUGCAAUAUCCGUAAAGGAGACACGAAAAGCUUCCAGGACUGGAGAGAACGACUAGCUCACGAACUGCACACAAAUGAGAGUAAACUGUUCACCCGAAAGCACUCUAAGCUGGUUAUCCCGGAAGACUUUCCUAGGACGGACAUUCUUAAAUACUACACUCAUCCAGCCAUUUCUACAAUGGCAGCAUUGGAUAAGUUGCGCGGAAGCCUAAAAUGGGACCAGGAUCUUGAUUUUCCAGGACUACGCGAGUUUACUGGGGAUGCUUUCGAUUGGGUUAAAUUGGGUGGAGCAAAGAAAUUCGUUCGCAACUUGGCUCCCGCUCUCCUUGUCCGGCAUCUCCGUUUGAGAGGGCAGGAGGGCGACUCCAGGCCUGAUGAUCCGGAGGCCAUAGAGAAGGAAGAAGCUAAGCUUGUCAAGAGCAUUCAUGGAAAGAGGAAUCACCCCACAACGGAUAAUUGUACCGAACUACGUAUCGCCUUCACGCCAAUUGAGCUCGUAGAUAUCGACCUAGAAAAUGAAGACCCUGACGAUGAGCUACUCGAAGACGAUUCCGAAGAUGAAGUGCUUCCUGGAACGGAUGCCGGUGAUGGGGAAGAAGCGAGUGCACCCAAAAAGCGAGGGCCGUCAUUAUAUGAUCCCACCAAGAUCGAGAAAGUGUGGAUUUUGGAAACUUUUGUACGCGUUGGCGUCCCUCUCAAAGUUCAAGACUGGGAAGAAGGCGUCCGGAAACCCAAGAAGGCGGCGGCGCCUAAAGUAUCACUGAAACCAAAGGCAACUGGAGCCAAGGGUAGAAAGGCGAAAGAGGGCGGAAUGCCCAAAGGCGCCCUGCAUAAGUUCACCAAAGUUACUAAACCUGGAAUUUCUGCAUCUCAAAGCAGGACUAAAGCUCAAGGUGAUGAAGUAACUAUUCCCGAGACCACAUUGUUGUCGACGAGGGCAUCUCAACCUCCUCCGUCGUCGUUUCGGAUGCCUCUACUUCAUCUAGAGUCCCCAAUCCGCAGCCAAAGAACGAUUGCAAAUCUUCUCUCGUCUCCAGUAACUCAACUCCCUCGAGCCACGUCAUCCCAAACUACUAUCGAGGAGCCGCUUCCUGCUAGUUUGGAGGAUCUUCCUCCCACUGUGACGAAGCGACGGCGCCGAGAUCCACUACAACGAUCUCAAACUAUGCGGACAUACACCUCUUCGUCCCCAUGCCGGCCCUCAACACCGGAACUGUCCUUCGCUAGACAUGAUCUGGAUUCGUUAAGCUCCCCAGUUCUGCCAUCGCCCUCUGACCUCGGACUAAAGAAACCAAGAACGAGAAUGACAACUGCCGCUCCACCUAGGCCUAGAACUCCAACCCGAACUCAGCGCCAAACAGCUUUGCUUUGCCUAUCAUCCACUUCACACCGAAAUCGACCGACGACACUGGAAGAAUCUUUCUCUCGAGCGUCACAAAGCGUGACACCAACCGCCAAUCGUUUCAUCAACAGAGCUAUCAAUUCUCCAAUACUAGAACCUACCAUUGAAGCCGUCGAGCAAGUCAAUCUCUGUGCAUCAUCGCCACCUCCUGCGCCCGUUCAGCUUCAAUCAACGGCAGUCCUAAAAACUAGACCAUCUCGCCGCACAAAACCAAAAACCCAACCAACCACUCGACCAGCUCUGCGAUCCAUAUCGUCCAACGCCUCCCAGCGCCCAACACGCUCCGCAGCCAAAAAAUCAAACUCCUCAGUACCGGUCCGCCGCUCACCGCGACGAUCAACAAGCAACCCGAACUUGCCAAUUGAAGAAGUAAACCUUACGGGCUCGCCACCUCGCGAUAACACUGCCUUAAUACCACGUUCCACAAAAGCUCCCGCAGCCGAGAUCGAAGCAGUUGAUCUUACGUCCUCGCCAGGAAAGACUCCUGCUGCUCCCACUGCUGCGUUCCCGAAACCCAGCCCGAAGCCUCAAAUAUCGCUGUUCCCACGUCGUUCGCCCCGUGUUCAUGCACCAUCGCGCUCGGCUCUAAAACAGCAGGUGGUUAGGAAACGUGCUAUACGCAUUCGCGAUAGCUUCGGUGGUGGAUGGGACUAUGUGGACGCCAGGGAUGUCGGGCUAGAGUCUUCGCCUGUGGCUCCGUCCGUCCCCACUGGGCUGUCAGUUGUCAGUAAGAAGGUGGAGGGGAAGAGGCCGAAGGUAUGGCGGGAGAGUUUGAUAGAGAGCGUCGACUUGACGGGGACAUAAAUGCGUCUGGACGGGCUUGUCCACUACAAUUACCUUUGCAUGGACUGGAUUGGCGCUCUGAUUUAUAGGUAGGAUAGUGAAGGCGUUACCGUUCCUUGCUGUUUGAUAGUGAUGUAGAGGCUGUACAAAACUGAGCAUUGUUACCAUAAGUAAGCUUAAAAAUUAAACGCAUUCACGAAUACGCUGCGGUUAGUCUUUCCG